AUGGACCAAUGUGACACUACCUGCUGUGAUGACCAUCUGACUCUGUCGGGGAUCCUGGUGGCGGUGCUGCUGGUGUGGGAGCUGCCGACGGAGGAGGUGUGCGCGCGCCAGCUGUGGCACUACCUGCUGGGCUACGUGGCGCUGCUGGCCGGCUGCCUGCUACUCGAGGCGCUCAUCUCGGCCGUCGCCAUGCGCGGCUCCAUCCUCGACACCGAGGCGCGCGCCUCCAUGCAGUACCUGCUCUACGUCAGGCUCGGGAUCAUGUGCCUGGAGCUGAUCUGGCUGGUGGCUGGGGUCGUGUGGCUGGCCUACCACUACCGGAAUUGCCCCGCCCACUCUGCCAAGGAGGUCGCCCUCGGUCUGGUGAUCUGCAACUGGUGCGUUCUCCUCAGCAUCCUGAUGACGGUGUGGUGCACGUUCGAUGCGGCGGGCCGCUCCUGGGUCAAGAUGAAGGAGUACCAGCGCAGUACCAGGGAUGCAGACUCCAGGAGGCCGUACCGCCGCUCCACCAGCACCAGCCGCAACUGGAGGCAGAGGAAGGUGAUCCGGGCGUACCAGGACAGCUGGAACCACCGGUGUAGACUGCUCUUCUGCUGCAUGGGAAACAGCGACAGGAACCGGAACUCGUUCGCGGACAUCGCGCGUCUGCUGUCCGAGUUCUUCCGCGACCUGGACGUGGUGCCUUCCGACGUGGUGGCCGGCCUGGUGCUGCUCAGGAAGUUCCAGAAGAUCGAGCGCGAAGCCGUCGUCAAGGAGCGCAGGAACGACACGUACGAGUUCCUGUCCGGCGUGCCGGUGACGCCGGCCACGCAGUUCGUCGCGCUGACAGAGGCGGCCGACCUGGGCCGCUUCCGCGACGCCGUGCACUACAUGCACUUCGCGCUCGCCGCCUACGGCUGGCCCAUGUUCCUCGUCACCUACAGCGCCACCGGCGUCUGCCAGCUCUGCGCCUCCAUCAGGUGCUCGUGCCUGUGGUGCGCGCCGCCCAAGGACCCGGCGGUCAUCGUGGAGGACAACUGCUGCCGCUGCAACUACGCGGCGCUGCGGCGAAUGGUGGACGUGGGCGACGUCGCCGUCGUAUACGCCACCUACCACGUCGACGUCGGCGAGACGCCCUUCUUCGUCGCCGUCGACUACACCAAGCGCAAGAUCGUCAUCAGCAUCCGAGGCACCCUCUCGCUCCAGGACGUGAUCACGGACCUGAACGCUGAGGGUGAGCCGUUGCCGCUGGACCCGGUUCGCGAAGACUGGCUGGGUCACAAGGGCAUGGUCCAGGCGGCCGAGUACAUCCGGCAGAAGCUGCGCGAGGAGUGCAUCCUGGAGGCGGCGUUCGGCCACGACCCGGAGCGCGGCUCCGCCGGCUUCGAACUGGUGCUGGUGGGCCACAGCCUCGGCGCCGGCACCGCCGCCAUCCUGGCCACCCUGCUGCGCCAGCACCACCCCACGCUCACCUGCUUCGCCUACUCGCCGCCCGGCGGCACGCUCAGCAUGCCCGCUGCGGAGUACAGCAAGCAGUUCAUCACGUCUGUGGUGGUGGGCAAGGAUGUGGUACCGCGCAUCGGCCUGCACCAGCUGGAGUCGCUUCGCGCCGACCUCAUCAACACCAUCAAGCGCAGCAAGGACCCCAAGUGGAAGACCAUCUUCUGCAGCGCGGUGUGCUGCGGCUGCGCGCCGAUGCCGACGUCGGCGGCGGAGCUGCAAGGCGACUCCAGCCUGUGCGAGUACCGGCGCGAGCGGCAGGCGGCGCGGGCGGCGGGUGCGGCCGCCGUUCACCCCUCUGACCCUAGCAUCGCGCUCACCGUGCACCAGCCGCUCUACCCGCCGGGCCGCAUCAUACACGUGGUGCGGCACCACCCCUCCAAGGGAGAGCAGAAAUAUGAGAAGCGAUGGAGGCAGGUGCUGAACAAGCACGAGCCUGUGUACCAGGCCGUGUGGGCGAGCACGACCGACUUUGACGAGGUCCUCAUCUCACCGGUCAUGAUACAGGACCACAUGCCCGACAACGUGCUCGAUGCUCUCAAUAAGGUUAUAACGACGGUGGGGCCGGCCAAGCCGCGGCGGGCGUCGGCGUGCGCGUCGUCGACGCCGGCCGAGCACCUGCAGCCGCUGCUGGCCGCCGCCCCCGCCGCCUCCGCCCCCGCCGCCGCCGCCGCCGUCCCCGCGACCGCGCCCGGCUCGCCCAAGGCGUCGACGCCACCGCACCGGCUGUGCCUCGAGACGAGCUUCACGUCGCUGCAGAGCCCCGGCUCGGAGCCGCAGCAGCUGCAGCUGCCGCUGCCCUGCGGCCGGCAGCACGCCGCCAGCGCAGGGCCGCUGGGCUGGGAGUUCCCCGCGCUGCUCCUGCACGAGGACCAGGUGACGAGCCCGGCGCAGGACGGCCCGCACGACGAAUGGUUCGGGCUGGCGCCGCUGGCCACCCCCGAGUCGCUGUCCGAGGUGUCGAGCAUCAGCUCGCGCGCCAGCUGGCUGCUGGCCGACGGGCCCGCGCCGCCCGCGCCGCCCCCGCCGCCCCCGCCCCCCGCCGCCUCGGCGGCCCCCCGGCCGGCCACCUCGUCGGCCGACGACCUGAGCUUCGCGUCGGCGCGCCAGACGACGGCGACGGCCACCUCGAGCGACGACUGCGAGCGCACCAGCGGCCGGCGCACCUCCAGCGAGGCCUUCCUCAGCGUGCGCGGCACGCCCUCCUCCUCCGACGACUCGGUGACGGCCACUGUGGAGGUGCACCUCCCCCGCGAAUGCGCGCAAGGCAUCGCGUGCUCCGACUCGCCCGCCGCCGUGUCGCUGCCGACGCCCGCCAGGUGUUUGCAGCCUUCGCCGCUGCUACCAGCCGGCGCCACCGUCGCCAGGAUAGCCUCCGCCGCUGACGUCACGGCGCCCAACUCUGUCAAACAGGUGAAAUUUACCCACAAGCACAGAGGGAGCACCGUGACUGCCAGCGCUGUGAGGCAGGCAGUCAGCUGUGACCGGGCAGCGCGGGGCGACCGGCUUCCUGGCACUAGUGCCACGGAUUUCUCACAGCCAGAGACGCUCGACAAUGACACCUGCCGCUCGGAGAGCAAUAACAAUGGUGGCAGUGGGAAGGUGGUAGGCGGCCGCCACACGCAGCAGAACGCGGCAAGGUCGACACCAGCAGUGGUGCGGUCGCGGCGCGACUGCCGGUCCGAUCGCCGGGCUCUCGAGUCACUGCCGUUGCUGUCUGGCAUCGCUUCCAGACCGGACGGGGUUUCCCCCUACCCGCGCGAGAAGUACACGUACCCCAUUACCGCCGUCGGCAAGGGCGAGAGCAGCGUCUGAGGCCUCCUGCCGACACUGCACAUCGAGUGUUUCCACUUCCUCCUUUGACCUCGUGAACUGAACUGGAAUACCUGUCGAGCAGUGUUUGUCACUUCAUCAUUACAAAAGUAACUGUAGAUAAGAUGAAACGAUAUCAUUUAUCUCUUGAGACUGAGUAAUUCUGAUCUUAAUAUAGAUGAUAACUGAAAUCUGUAAAGUACAGAGUGCUGCUGUAUGUCAAAAUAAGUGCAGUGAAGUGCUUUGUGACAUUCUCGUUGACAUGUGAAUUGUAUCAGUAUUUUUACCCUGUUCUGUUAUUAGCAGUCUUCGUGUAUUUCUCUGCUUGUGAUGUCAAGCAGUGUGUGGUUGUUCCCCUCAGAGAAGCAGAAAUGUUUUUAAUAAAAACUAACGAGAAUUGUCUUAUGUAGUGUGACACUAUAUCAGAUGUAUUUUUAGAUAUUUGACUGAAAAUAAUGGUUUCUCAAGAUAAAGCAAGUCUAAGAUACUGCUGGUGCAUUAAAAAGUGAGAUUUUGGCUUCGUACUUAUAAUCACUCUCACUUUAAAACUUGGCUUAUUUGGAGGACUUUUCUACUAUUUCUUUCAGAAUAAUAUGCACGAUUACUUCCCAUUUGUGACUAUGUGACUGUGAUGGAAUGAGUGAUAGGUUGAGCUCUAGGUACACAAUUGAAUGAAUAUGCCUGGAGACAUCUGUACCAUGCAAAAAUGGUUUCUGUAACUGUUAGAAAACAUAAGAAUGAUGAAUCUGUUAGAACCAAUUGAAAGAGUGUGUUGUGCUCAGUAAGAAAAUAAGUGAAAUGACUUGACAAUUUUCAGAAAUCUGUAACCAGCACUGCUCAUCUGUGAAGAAAUCUGAAAAAGUGAACACGAAUUUUUAAGAAAGCAAAUGAGUGUAAGAAAUGUAAGUAUAUUACUAGACAUGUCUUUUCAACCAACUAUAAGACUCCAUGUUUCGACAACUAUCCCCUAUUAAUUUUAGAGCAGAGACCCUGCUAAUUGGUCUUAUAAACUGUCUUGUAUAAAGGAUACUCUUUUUUAUAACCUAUUCCUCAUUUUCUUUUAAGAAAAGUUGCACUUAGUCCGAUCCAUGAUAAAUCAUCAUUUGUAUCUUGUAGCAAGUGUACACUAACAUCACCUUGUCUCUUCAACCACUCUUAUUUUCCCAUUUCUACAGACCAUGUCACUGACAGAAACCUGAUUUCCAUUGUCUUCCAAUCUAUUUCAUUGUUUUAGUAACUGAUUUUUGUGAGAUAUUGUCCUUUGAACUGGCAAGAUUUUUUCUCUGAGUCUGAUGCCAUUAUUGUAUCUUGUUUGUCUUACCAUUUGCCUUUAAUUUACAUUAUUUAUGCCCCUGACAGAAGGAAGCUUUGAAUUAAGAUGUUCAGUGUUCUCAGACGGUCCAGUUAGAUAAUUCCUUGCAAAAGACAAGGAUCGGGUUCUGUCAUAUAAUCUGUCUGCAGGUUUCAUUUCAAUAUGCAGUCCAAUGAAUGUGGAAGAUUCAUUCUGCAAACUACCACUAGGCUACAGUUAAAACAUUCUUUGCCAUAACUUCUAUCAAAGUGGAGCUAGUCUCUAGUUUAGCAAGGUAUGAAGGAGGGAGGCACUGGUGGACAGAGGGUUCAGUGACUGCACAAUAUGUACCUAACUACCCUAUUUGCUUACAGUAAUGGCCAUGAAAGCUAAGGCUAGUUUUAACCCAUCAUAAAUCUGCUGCAAUGUAUACAUCCUGCAGUAUGGUGAAAAACUGCUUCUGGAAUUUAUGUGCUACUUUUUUUUAUGAGAUUCCAAUUAGUUCUAGCUAUUCUACAAACUUCACAUGCUUCUUCUUUGUUUCUCUGUAUACCUAGCUUUUGAGAAAGUAAUUUAUUAUUUACAUUGAAUGCAUUAUUUAAUAAAAUGUUAUAGGAGUUGGAACUAAAUGAUGAAAAAAAAUUAAAAAACAUGAGCUUCUAGCUGAAUACUCCUCUGCCAUUUUCAGUUUGUAAACAUAAUUAACUUUUUCUCAUUCUCUACUAGUAAUUUUCAUAUAAGUCCUUCUAACUUCGGAGGAAAAUAAACAUGUGGAGUGUAUGAUUUUCCUCUCUCUACAAAUGGAAAAUUGUACCGCGAUAGGCGCAUAAAGUUAGAAAGGAAAUGUAAGUGUACACAAAGAACACUCAUCUAAUGUGAGCAUGUGAAUGAUAUGUAAAUGACUGAGAGUAGCACAGCAAUGUAUUCAUGAGCAAAUAAGGAAAGAAAAUCUGGAGGAAUAUAAGAAUGAGAAUUCUGGAAUAGAAGGGCAAUGUUGAAAGAAUGUCUUCAUUAAGAAGGAAGUAAAAGCUUAAUGAAGCCAAGAGUAUUUUAAAUGAUUGAACCUGUCAUAACUGUACAGAUUUUAAAAGGAACACAAUAACAUACAGUUAAAAGUAAUCAAGAGCAUCAGGAUCUCUCACUUAAAAAACAAUUUAACAAGUUUAAUGAGUUAUUUAGGAACUCCAAGAAAGUACCAAACAGUCAAAGUACUGAAAUUAUGAAAUAUAUUCAUUUGCAAGCAUUGAAAUGUGGAUACGUAAAUUGUGGACUGACACUGCAAUGAAAGCUGAAGUGUGGGUCACAUAAAUGCUGUCAAAAGCAGCCAUGCUUCAUUUGACAAAAUCAAGUGUCAUCUCAUAACAGAAGCAAUGCAAAAGGUUUCAGUAAAGGAAUUAUUCAGUGUCAUUGCUUCCUCUGAACAACUGUAAUUGCAACAGUGAAGUAUUGGAAAUACAAAGUCCCAGGAUAAUACAAAACAAGUUCCACAGAAAGUAUAGGUUCUCCAGAAUAUGUCUUAAAAUAAAAACAAAAUUAGAAAACCACAGUUGUUCUAAAGAACAAGGUUUUGUCAAUAGUAACAGUGAAUAUGUUCAGAACAAGUUAAAUAGUGUUAGAGUACAUAUAAAAUGACUAAUAAGCAUCAAGUCAUUCUUCUUUGUAGUAAAAUAGCCAAUAAACAGUGUUUCCCAAACAUACUGAAGUUCAGCACUGCCAGGCCCUGUUAAUACAUGGGUGGGUGACCAUCAGAGUAUACCAGUAAUGCAACAAAAAUGAGAAAUUAAUGUUCAUCAAUUUUUCAUAUAUGAUCUCUCACAUGUCAUUUUGAUACUAUGCUCUUCCAAUAUUUUUGCUGCUGAUCUAUGUAAUGCAUUGGCUGUGACAGCAUACUUUUCUUUUGUGGAAGCCAACUUCAUAGUUUUAUUUUUAUUCUGGCUUAUAUGACUUUUUUGAAGAGUAUUCCCUCAGGCAGAUGCUGGAGAAACACCAGUUUUAUUCCCCCAUCCUCCUCCCCUUCCCUAGCCCUGAUCAUUUGAUUACUUAACUUUUAACUGUCAACAUUUGAGCACAUCUAAAUUUCUGACCAGGGAUCAAUAAACCAAUCAUUGGCAUAAUCAAUGCAUAAAAUAUAAUGCUGUUCUUCAUUGAUAUGCAUAUCUUUUAUCUUUAUAUAUAAACAAAGAUGAUAUGACUUACCAAAGGAAAGUGCUGGGAGGUUGAUAGACACACAAACAAACACAAACAUACACACAAAAUUCUAGCUUUCGCAACCAAUGGUUGCUUCGUCAGGAAAGAGGAAA
Schistocerca gregaria is the source of this 6882-nucleotide messenger RNA. RefSeq names its product diacylglycerol lipase-alpha (gene inaE). NCBI's taxonomy places the organism in Eukaryota, Metazoa, Arthropoda, Insecta, Orthoptera, Acrididae. Bases 1 to 3294 code for a protein of 1097 amino acids. The transcript is spliced from 19 exons. The record is from RefSeq and is a predicted model, not a curated record. Gene Ontology annotation, biological process: lipid metabolic process. Gene Ontology annotation, cellular component: dendrite membrane; postsynaptic membrane.